Messenger RNA from Engraulis encrasicolus (European anchovy), 4505 nucleotides. RefSeq names its product elastin microfibril interfacer 2a (gene emilin2a). Gene Ontology annotation, molecular function: protein binding. The transcript is spliced from 9 exons. NCBI's taxonomy places the organism in Eukaryota, Metazoa, Chordata, Actinopteri, Clupeiformes, Engraulidae. The coding region runs from base 160 to 3546 and encodes 1128 amino acids. The record is from RefSeq and is a predicted model, not a curated record.
UAGUGGGUACACCCCUACACCAGAGUUUUCGAGCACCACUUAACUUCCUCGAAGUUUGUUAGGAGUUUCAUACUGUUUUGGUGGGCGCAGCGUCCGCUCCAGUCUACUUUAAUUUCAUUAGUGUAAUGCAUUUUAACUAGCAUUUACUUAUAUUUGUCAAUGCUCACUAUUGCAGCAACGAUGAAACUGAACACACUUUGCGGAAUACAGUGCCUAUGUUUUAUGGCAAUUCUUACUCAAGGCAGUGCGUCUCCUAGUUUAUUUCAGGGUACCGCUUACUCCGGACCGGUUCACAGGCACAGGAAUAAGAACUGGUGUGCGUUUAUUGUACAAAAGAAUGUUAGCUGUGCGGUCCAGGGAGGCGUUGGGAGCUUCGUGGAGCCUGGGGUGGCGCCGUGUCCACCGCAUCAACCGGACUGUGACCAACAAGUGAUGUACCAAACCCGGUUCCGACCCACAUACAGGAUUUCGUACAAGACGGUGACGGAGCUGGAGUGGAGAUGCUGCCCGGGCUACCAGGGUCCAGACUGCAGAGAGGUCAAAGGCUCCCCAAACAGACAGCGUCCCGUCGAGCCACAGGCCGAUCCCCAGGCCCAGCCGGACAUCAGCAGAUACCAUCAAAGGCGCGGGGACCUGCCCUACCUUGACACCCGGCGACACUCGGGCGUGGACAAGGCCCGGCUGCUGGAGGGCGAGGUCCAGAAGCUCUCGCAGGCCGUGCAGGACCUGCAGGCGGCCAUGGCCGGCAUGAGCGAGAACCUGCGCACCAACCUGCAGGAGGACACCAGCAAGAUGCUCGUGACGCUGCUCAACAACAUGCGGCCGCCCGACAGCGCCCGCUCCGGCGGCACGGAGGAGAGCAGCCCGCCGGGCAUGCUGGACGGACACCUGGCCGUGAGGGGUCACGCGGAGGAGGACCAGAGGGGGAUGGAGGAGGUGAUGGCGAGGUUGGACGGCGUGACGGACGCGCUGAAGACCAAGGACGAGGCACUGGAGGAGCUGCGCGGGACCGUGUCCGGACAGGCCGAGCAGAUUCGCAUGCUCAUGGACUCCUCACAGGGUCCGGCGGUGAUCAGCGGGGCGUCCCCUGACCUGGACGUGCUGCAGUCCUACAUCGACCAGAAGUUCGACAAGCUCAAGAAGGAGCUGACGGACGACAUCGAGGACCAGGUGACAGGGCUGAAGAAGACGUGCAACGACAGGAUGACGACGGUGGAGAGCACCUGCCACGCCGAGCACCAGAACAUCUACGCCACCGUCAUGGAGGCGAUGGACGCCAAGCACGACGACCUGAAGAAGGAGCUCAGCGGGCUGCGGCUGGACAUCGGCGUGGCGGCAGACGGCCCCAUCCUCUUCAACCGUGAUGCGUUGCCUCUCAUGAGACCAGGCGGCGAUGACGACGACGACAACGACCUGCGUCGGGAGAUCCAGCGCGUGGCGGAGGCCCACCGUGUCCUCAACGCACGCAUGGACAACGAGCUGGAGCACCUGUCCAUGCUUCAGCUGGAGGACGUGUUCGGCCCGCGCGUCGAGGAGCUCGAGGAUCGCAUGAACGUCACGGAGAGGAACAGCGAGCUGCACGCAAUGUACGUUGAGGAGAAGCUGAACAAGAGCUUCACGGAGGAGCUGGAGGCCCUCCGACAGCUGGUGGAGGACCGGCUCAGCGGCAUGGAGGACCAGUUCAGCACCAUGCUGGUAGAGCUGAGCAACAAGUCCUUUGCCAGCGCGGUGACUAGUGGCUCUGCGAACGCCUUGCAGACCGAGCUCAACAACAACAAGCAACUCAUCCAGACGCUGGACGACAAGAUCAACGCCAUGGGGGAGAUAUGCCAGUCGAAGGACUGCAAGCCCAACUUGGGAGGUCUUGACGGAAUACUGAGGGAUGUGCGACGCAACAAGAACGACAUCGAGGUGCUGGGCACUGACGUCUCGCAAAACGCGGACAAGAUCAAGCAAAUCGAGGUGGCCAUGGACAGGCUGACGGUGCAGAACAAGUUCCUGACUAAGAACGCGCAGGAUCUUCAACACGCAGGCAACACCUCUGCCGACAGCAUCAACCAUCUGACAGCGUCUGUGGCAGAGUUGAAGGACUCAAUGCACAAACUCUCCCAAGACUGCUGUAGGCAGCGGGGUCCUGACCAGACCCUUUCACAGGGCCCCAGUCCCGUCCUCCCCCUGGACCCUGAAGACGACUUGAAGGGAGACCAGCUCGAGGAGCUGAAGAGCAGGUUUCUGAGACUGAAUGCCCGUGUGGUAGCAGAGCUGAUUCGCUGCAAUGACAGCAACGCCCGUGUGAAUGAAGCAGUGGGUGCCCUCGACGGCAGAGUGUCCAAACUGGAGAAUAUCUGUGUGGAAGGAGAUGCAACCACGAGCCCUGGAAGUGCUGCUGGUGGCAGGGACGGUCCGCAGAGGCCCACGCUGACCGUGCUUGAUCCCAUCCGGCACCUGAACAACACUGUGAAAGCCCACUCAGUGGACAUCCGAAACCUGCAGAGCUCUCUGUACAACGUCCAGACUCAGCUUUCAAGCCUUGUGAAGCACAUUCUCAAAGAUCCUGUCAAAGAUCAAGUGCCUCCGAGACCCCCCCAGACGCCCGCGGGCCCUCGCACCCCGCCGCGCCAGCCCCAGAUCAAUCAGAUCCAGGUCAUCCCCCACCGCAUACCUGUCCAGCCUCAGCAGCCGGCCAUCAUCCCCAUACGGAUACCCAUCCAGCCUCCGCCCCAGCAGCCGACCCACGCACGCCAGCCCACCCACCGCCAGCAGCAGCAGCCGGGGCUCACGCGGCAGCCUGCCAAGCCUGCCAAGCCCCUGGACGCCAGCCAGACCCUGGUGCCCCACAGGCGGCGGGUGGAGGAGGUAGGCGAGGCCGGGCCCCCCGCACCCCAGCGAAGGGUCACCGUCAGACGAGACCAGGAGUCCAAGACCUCACAAAAGCCUGUCUUGGGAUUCGCAGGUGCCCCAGGUUACCCACCGCCAGCAAGUCCCGUAGCCUUCAAGACAGAUCCCUUAGAAGUUUCUCAGAUGCCUUAUAGGCGUGCCACAAACAUCCCUCUCGUAACACCUGUUGCAGCAAAGAGCCACACUCCUGGAGACCCUCUGUCCUUCUCUGCCGGCCUCACCAGUGAGCCCUUCUCAGGAGACUUCAGUGUGGUACGCUUCAACAGGGUGCUGGUCAAUGACGGAGAACAUUACAACCCAAACACAGGGAUUUUCACGGUACCCAUGGACGGCCGUUACCUAGUCACCGCCGUGCUGACGGCCCAGCGCGGCGAGCGGGUGGAGGCGGUGCUCUCCGUGUCCAAUCGCAGCGUGCAGAAGCUGGACACGGCCGGCUACGGGCAGGGCGACCCCGCCUGGACGGGCGCGGGCGACAAGGACAAGUGUGUGUGCGGAGGUGCGGCAUCCUUCAGCGUCGUGCUGCCGCUGCGCAAAGGCGACCGCGUCAGCGUGGUGCGAACCGCCGGCAAGCUGGCCAUCUCGGAGUCCAGGGAGAUCCUCUCCACCUUCAGUGCCGUCUUUCUUUACGCACCUCAUUUCAGCAGAUAGCCCUGUGAGGACCAGAGCCCCAUCAGGGCCCAGGCUAUAUGGCUCUACAGCUAUCAGGCCAAUCCCAUUCGGCUACAGCUACCCCAUCAGAGAAGAGAGUAAAGUCCAUUAUUGGCCUGGGAACAAUGCAAUGAAUCCAGCUUGGCCUCACAAAAUGGAGAAUACGGCCAACCUCUUAUAUUGAACAUUGUGAUGACACUUUUUUUUAUUACUGUGCUCACAUAAAGAUGUUUUUGUCCUGUAUUAGAGAUCUCACUUACAGUACCUCCCUAUUUUUAUAAUGUAAAAAGUAACUACUUUAAAUUAACCUGUUUCGUUGUCGUUAUGUUUUUGUAUGGAUUGUAAUGUUAUUUGAGCUAUUCUGACCACAUAAUAGUCUGGCAGUUUUACGGUGGUAAGAAAUUCCUUAUCUGGGAAAACUAUGAUUUUACAGCGUGUGGCAAAAAAGAAAACAAGAGCCGGCCAAAAAGGACAUCAGACCCAAGUAAUGUGCCUCUCAAGUCAUUCACCAUUUCAUACAAAAGUCGGUUAUGGAUCAGUGAAACUAAACCACAACCCAUUACAGAAAACACAAUUACAGCCGGCAGCCCCUUCGCAAUCAUUCCAGGAAAAGGGCGUGUGCAGCAUUUCCCUAACCCUCCCCCAGAGACUUUAGACCCAUUAUUUCCACACACACACGCACACACACACACACACUACAAAUGGCCACUUCUUGGAAUACAGCAUCAUAUUUAUUUGGACCUUUUCUUCACUGCAGUGUUAAAUCACGGGUCUAACAGAGCCCCGGCCAUAUCUGCCAGGUAAAUGGUUGGGAAGAGAUGUCGUCAAUAGCUGCAGCCCAUCAAUGCAGUGAGUGAUGUAGUUAGCGAAACACGUGGUCCCUGGAAUAGCCCGUUGACAUCUGGCUCUUUGACACGCACUUCAAUGACAAUAAAAUAAUCAAAAGGCACUGAAAAAAA